AUGAGCCACCACCCACCCGCGGUUAACAACUUGAAUCUGCGUAACCCUUACGGAUACCAGACCAACGGUCGGAUGGGCUUGGAGCAUCUGCCUUUCUUCCUCGACUAUGAGCACAUGACACCGCUCGAUGAUGCCACCAAACCGACUCUUGGGGGAGCUGUAUUUGGGCAUUACGACGAAGCUCCAAAUGCUGCAAUACCCAUGGCUACCUAUCCGUCUUUUCUGCCACCGCUUGAUCUUAAUGUAGCACAACAACUUCAAUUUUCAAAUGCUCUUCUUGCCGCAUCCUCAUCCAAUACAACAGGUCCCCCUGGCCAUUCACAGUCUCUCAGUCUCUUGCGAGGUGCUGGGCGGCCACAGACUAUACAAACACAUGGGCUGGAAUUAGUUGAUGAACGUUUUCUGGUACCUCGGGAAAGGGGUAUUCCAUUGCCCCAGAACGGCGGCUUCCGCUUACCACAGGGCUCCGGCGGGAUCUCCGGUCUUCACUUGGGUCUUCCUACCGGUCAGGUACCGGAAUUUACCCAGACUGAAUCAGAUAUCAUGAGAUUGCCUUCACAUAAGCAACAGUUACACCAAUCACUGCAACAUCAGCCUUCAAUGGUAAUAAGUCGGAACUUCGGAAAGUCACGUGGAACUCAAGGUCCUUCUACUGUCAAAGGCCAUGGAGAAGGUCCAGGCAUAAACGCCCAUCUCACAGAGCAUAAAGAACAUCGAAUGCGACCAACUGAAUUUGAGAGA
This is a messenger RNA of Protopolystoma xenopodis, 741 nucleotides long. The record is from the annotation of a GenBank genome assembly. NCBI's taxonomy places the organism in Eukaryota, Metazoa, Platyhelminthes, Monogenea, Polystomatidea, Polystomatidae.